AACACUAUAUACUAACAUGGCGUCCUCCAUUUCCUUCCCUUCCACUUUACCUUCUCUCCGCUACAAAUUUCCAUUCCCUUCAUUUCCAAUCUCACUCCCUUGCCAAUGCCCCAACAGCACCUCUGCCUAUGCGCUACUCCCUCUCCGCUUUGCUGCUAAGUCCCAGGCGGGUGGACCUGUCGAGAAACCAAGGAAUAAGAAGAUGAGGAAGGGAAAAAGCGAUGAUGCUUUGAAUGUGCUGAGAGUGAGGGAUGUUGAGAUUGUGGGGGCAAAUGAUGAUGUUCACCAAGGGUUAGCUUCCACUUCUUCUACUACUAGUACCAUGCGUUCUUUAGCUUAUCAUCCUCAAUCUCUUCCCAAACCGCCAGCUGGGUUUGCGGUUGACAACGCUGGCAAGAUUCUCAAGGUCUCAAACAAGAGAAUUGACAUCAUUGUUGAUUCUGUCAAUAACAACCCUUUAGAGUGUGUUAUAAGGAGGGUAUUCAAAAGUUCUCGAGGGGAUGAAUGUAUGCUGCUCUGCCCAGUUGACAUGCCUGUUCAGAUACUAAAGAGCACAAAUAUUGAUGGAUGGUCAGCUGUCAGUGAUGAAGAGGUUGAGGCUAUUCUUCCUACAGCUGCAUAUGCUCUUGCGAAGAUACAUAUGCAUCUGGUUCAUAGUGGAUUUUGUUAUACGGCUCGUGGGGGAUUCUGCUACUCGGAAGAUAACAUAUUUGAUUUCCGCACAGAUGAUGAUCAAGAUAUAGAUGACUUGCCAGCUGAAGGCAUAGAAGUUACAUGCUUCCAUCUGGAUGGAACACAUUAUAUGAUUUAUACACCAUCUGAUCCACUUCUAUUUGUUGCUGUCAAGGAUCAGAAUGGAAUGCUGCAAAUUGCUGAUGAUGAUCUCCUGGACGACCCUGCUAUCACGAGUGCCAUUGAUGAGGAAACCGAGUUUAAUGCCUUAGUGGAGGAAGAGGCUGCUCAUCUUGAAUCAUUGUUAGGUGAAAGAUGACUAGUUUCUUCACGUUAUUUCUUUAGUUGCCCUAUAUAUAUGAAUUGUUAUUUUCUAUCCGUAUCCACUCCAAGGAUA
Messenger RNA from Hibiscus syriacus, 1069 nucleotides. RefSeq lists its product as uncharacterized. Lineage: Eukaryota; Viridiplantae; Streptophyta; Magnoliopsida; Malvales; Malvaceae. The coding region runs from base 17 to 991 and encodes 324 amino acids. The transcript is spliced from 10 exons. The record is from RefSeq and is a predicted model, not a curated record.